Messenger RNA from Cornus florida, 1431 nucleotides. RefSeq names its product ammonium transporter 2 member 3-like. Gene Ontology annotation, cellular component: plasma membrane. Bases 7 to 1431 code for a protein of 474 amino acids. Lineage: Eukaryota; Viridiplantae; Streptophyta; Magnoliopsida; Cornales; Cornaceae. The record is from RefSeq and is a predicted model, not a curated record. Gene Ontology annotation, molecular function: ammonium channel activity. Gene Ontology annotation, biological process: ammonium transmembrane transport. The transcript has 2 exons.
CUAGAGAUGAAUCUGAAUCCCGCCUUGCCGCCGGGACUCCUGCCGGACGAAUCAUCACCUCCAUGGCUGAACAAAGCAGACAAUGCAUGGGAAUUGACGGCGGCGACUAUGGUGGGCCUGCAGAGUGUUCCUGGGCUUGUGAUUCUUUACGGUAGCAUGGUGAAGAAGAAAUGGGCCGUCAAUUCGGCCUUCAUGGCCCUCUACGCCUUUGCGGCGGUCCUGAUAUGCUGGGUCCUUUGGGCCCACCAAAUGUCGUUCGGGUCCAAGCUUGCUCCAAUAUUGGGCAAGCCCGAUGAUGCCCUGACCCAGAAAUUUCUGCUGGGCCAACUUAUGCUGGGAGAACAUGAGUAUUACAUGCCACAGGCCAACUUUGUGUUUUACCAAUUCGCAUUUGCAGCAAUAACUGUGAUAUUGCUGGGUGGUUCAGUGCUUGGGAGGAUGAAUUUUUAUGCUUGGAUACUGUUUGUUCCCCUGUGGCUGACCUUAUCGUACACCGUUGGGGCCUACACGAUCUGGGGCUCUGGAUUUCUUGAAGAACUUGGAAUCAUUGACUUCUCCGGUGGUUAUGUGAUUCAUCUUUCUUCUGGGGUGGCUGGUUUCACCGCUGCUUAUUGGGUGGGACCGAGGCUUUCAGAGGAUAGGCUGAAGUUCCCUCCAAACAACAUAAUUCACAUGUUGGCAGGUGCAGGGUUUCUGUGGCUGGGUUGGACAGGCUUCAACGGUGGAUCUCCAUAUUCAGCCGGCUUAAUCACAUCACUAGCCAUUCUCAACACCCAUCUCUGCACUGCCACAAGCCUCUUGGUCUGGCUUUCUAUGGACAUGAUCUUCUACAAGAGAAGCUCUGUCAUUGGCGCUGUACAAGGAAUGAUCACCGGACUCGUCUGCAUUACACCCGGUGCAGGGGUGGUGGAGCCAUGGGCUGCAAUCUUAAUGGGAAUAGCUUCUGGCACCAUACCUUGGUACACCAUGAUGGUUCUGCACAGGAGAUCAGCAUUCUUCCAGAAGGUCGACGACACGUUGGGUGUCUUCCAUACCCACGCCGUUGCUGGCUUUUUGGGGGGAAUGCUUUCCGGCAUCUUUGCCAAACCCAAGCUACUGACGUUGUUUUACGGCUCAGAGAAGUAUGGUCCAGGGCUUUUUUACGGCCUAAUCCACAAUGACAUCCCACGCGGUCUCAACCAAAUGAAAAAACAGCUCUUGGGAGCUGUUUUUAUCACUGCAUGGAAUGUUAUAGUGACGAGCUUUAUCUGCAUUUUUAUCAACCGCAUAGUUGACCUCAGGAUGAACGAAGAUGAUCUUAAGAUCGGCGAUGAUGCAGUCCACGGCGAGGAAGCCUAUGCAUUAUGGGGAGAUGGAGAGAGGCAUCAUCCUCUCUUACGUUUUAGCACCCUCAGCACCCCAAAACUCCGUUCCUUCUGCAGCCUUCACUGA